Messenger RNA from Ooceraea biroi (clonal raider ant), 3079 nucleotides. Its product is annotated as larval cuticle protein 65Ag1. Gene Ontology annotation, molecular function: structural constituent of chitin-based larval cuticle. The record is from RefSeq and is a predicted model, not a curated record. Lineage: Eukaryota; Metazoa; Arthropoda; Insecta; Hymenoptera; Formicidae. Gene Ontology annotation, cellular component: chitin-based extracellular matrix.
GCACGAGGAAAACGAGACGGUUGAAGAAAAUUAAAAUUGCGCCGUCGCUACGCAUCAGCACGGUGUGUCAAGUUGAGUACGAACGCUUAAAACGUUGAUUGGCGUCGCUUCUCAUCAAAAAUGAAUUAUCAGCGUAUCACGUAGACAGUUUACAAGAUAGAGAUUGAUUCAAGGAAUUUUGUGAUAUUGUAGCAAUCUGUCAUCGCAUUGCAAUUAAAUCGUCAUAAUGGUAAACGUUUGUUCACAUCACAUCGUCUAACGUUGUCUAGCUCAACGGAAGAAUUAAUUCUCUCACGGUAACGAAUACACAGACUUGUACGUAUCGAUAUACCUGUGCCUGUUGCCUGUGCGAAACACCGUCGCGAAACGAUGAUAUUUUCAAGCUUUAAGGUAAUGCCGACGCGUUCCUGAGAGAUGUGUUAUUCAGUAAAAAUGCGUACAUGUUCGAUAAUCAAUAACGCGAAGUAAUAACGCACAAGAUGGAUUUGAUCGAAUCGCGUCGAUAGUAGGUAGGAGCCAGUGAAAACUGGAGAUGUAGGAUAGGAAAGGUGACAGAGCGAGAUAUUGGUACGAAACCGAGAUAGAGUAGCGUCAUACGAAAUCGAAACUAAAUCGAGAUUCUUCAUUCGAACAAUGCUACCGCAGGAAAAUGCCGCCGAGCAUGAUACAGAAGUAAUUUGUUUGAAUGACGCGUUAGCCCCAUUAGCGAAAAGGCUAAGAAGCAUGGAAUGCCGUCGUAGGAACAAACGUCUUAAUUGUAUUUUAUCUACAUUUUUCGCUUUGACGGUGCGCAUCGAGCAUCGUAUCCUCCGCAAUCGCGAUUAAUUGUUCUCGAGCGCUGUGAGAAAUUCAUCUCUUCCUUUCGUGUUGGAAAAGAAGAGGGCUGGCGGGCUGGCCUUCCGUGCUCAGAGACAUUCUGUGCUUAUAAGACACUCGUUCUUAGGCAAGGUCGAUGUCGCAACGUUGGCUCGUGCGGACGCACCUCGCCGCGUGCGCAUCUUUCUCCCGUACGAAUUAUCGAGCAACGGCGGAUUUCCAAAUCUAGACGAACAAACCUGUCAAAUAUUUAAAAAAGAAAUGCUCAUAAAAUCGAAAGCAAACUUAUCGCUUAACGAUCGAUAAAAGGAAUACUUAAUCUUUUGCCUUUUAUUUUUAUCCUUGUUACAUAUACACGUGUGCGUAUCCUUCUGUAAUGCGUGUCUGUACAUACGCACGUGUGUGUAUGCGUUUUGUCGUUUGUCCACACAAUCUCAGAUGAGAUGAGAGAGAUAAAUAGAUAAUUGCGUUUAAUGGAUAAAAUUUAAAAUUGUUGUUUCCUUUGCUCGUCGAGUUUCUUGUUUGCAUAUCGUCCUCCUCUUCCUUCAUAAUUAUUAACGCAAUCGUGCUCACGCGAGUUUCGCUGAAAAGCAGGUAAAUAUACGUAAUGGGAGGAGCCGUGGCCAUGUGUCGAGAAAAACAGGAACAGAAAGAGAAGGAGAGAGCGCGAUCGGCCAUUAAAGUCUCUCGCAGCUUCCGUUAAUGUGUCUUCUCUUGCGAUCUUAACCGUAACUGCUUCUGGAUUAUACGAAAUGUUUAUAUGAAAUGUUUCGAAAUCGAAGAAUAGUAGUCUGAAUGAAGGAUAAAGCACGUAGAUGUAAAGCGAUCGAUUCGCAAGCGACUCAUGUACGAAUCGUGGAGCGCAUUUCGUCUUUGUCUCGUAGAACGAUAUAAUGUGUCUAGAUUUAUCGAGAUGCUAAGAGAAGGAAGAUGUUGCACGCGCGAUCAUGCGUAUGUGCGUUCGUUUCGCAAACGUUUCUUUCUCCUCGAGGAGAGUGAUCGAUCCUAGAGUAUUUUGCGAAAAUUUACAAGCAAUCCAAUUCCGUGGAUUGGCAGAUCCAAACAGGAAGAGGAGAUAGAUCGAUAUUUCUAAAGGAGACAACUUUUACAUACUUUGAGAUUCCGGGUGAAUCAACGAAUGUUCAAUCAUAUCGUGUUCAGUAAAGUCAAAGCCUUUAAUAAUCUUUGCCAGGCUUUGCUCGAGUGAGAUUUAGAAAUUUGAAGAAAUAUCUGGAUUUCCAAAUCAUAGAACGACAUUCCGUCGUAGGCGCACUUUCUAACUUGUGAUGCACGCUUGAGGCAUUGUUGUUAUCGAGAUUUGUUUGCAUCUAGCUGCUAUUGCAAGCUACGUCGCGUGCAUCAUGAACCCUUGAGGACACACCGUGCUAGCAUAUAAGUCAAUGCCAACGGGUUUCUCGACGAUUAUGCAACCGAUCGAUUUAGGCGACGCGACGCGUCAAAAGGUCAAAUCGACACCUGGAUAACUUUUGGCAGAAGAUUCUGUUCGAACACCUAUACUCUGUCACUCCCCCUCUUUCUCUCAUCUUUCUCUCUGUCCUUCUCCCUGGCAUAGUCAAAUGAGAUCCAGGCUUUUUCUCGUUUUCGAGUACCAUUACGAUCAGGGAAAGUGGGGUCUACGAUUUCGUAUAAAAGCGCAUUCGGGUCUCAUAGCAAUCAUAUUCGAAAUCUCAUCGCACUCCUCCAUUGGAUCGGCAGAUUCGAACCACUCGCACAACAAAAUGAAAUUCCUCAUCGUAUCCCUCGCUCUAGUCGCGGUCGCUGUUGCUCAGCACCAACAACAGCCGGUGGCCAUUCUGAGACAAGCGCAGGACAUCUCGCCUGAAGGAUCGUACAACUACGCCUACGAGACCGAGGAUGGAAUCGCCGUUUCUGAGCAAGGCUCGCCGCAGCCCCUGGGACCUAAGGGUGAAGCCGUGGUAACCGCUCAAGGUCAAUUCCAGUACACCGCUCCUGACGGCACCCCCAUCGCCGUCCAGUACUCUGCCGAUGAGACCGGCUUCCACCCACAAGGUGCUCAUCUCCCGGUCGCUCCAGCUGUACCCGAACAAAUCCAGAGAGCCAUCAACUACGUUCUGGCACACCCAGAGCCACAGUACCAGCAAUAAACGAUCGAUGACAUUUCGCGAUAUUUCUGGACAAAGCGCAUACCUCACGAGUCACCAAAUGUAGAUGUAUAUAUAGGUUUCUUAAUACAAACGGAAACAUUUCUUUAAAAAAAAAGAAAAAAAACAAACAAAGAAAA